This is a messenger RNA of Eimeria tenella, 3600 nucleotides long. RefSeq names its product leucyl-tRNA synthetase, putative. The record is from RefSeq and is a predicted model, not a curated record. The transcript has 19 exons. Gene Ontology annotation, molecular function: leucine-tRNA ligase activity; aminoacyl-tRNA deacylase activity; ATP binding. Lineage: Eukaryota; Apicomplexa; Conoidasida; Eucoccidiorida; Eimeriidae. The coding region runs from base 1 to 3600 and encodes 1199 amino acids. Gene Ontology annotation, biological process: leucyl-tRNA aminoacylation.
AUGGCUCCUCCCACCUCUUCAGAGGACAAGUCCGGGGCCACAGGGGCUGCUGGAGCCCCCUCAGCGGGGGGUUCCUUCGUGCGGCGCGACCAGUUGCUGCAAAUAGAAGAAGAUGUUCAGAAGCUGUGGGCGCAGGAAAAGCCCUAUGAGGUGGAUGUCGGUAGGCUGAAGCGUCCCGAGUUCGUGCAUGCCUCGGGGGCCCCAGGGGGCCCCGCGACCACGGGGACCCCCGGGGGCCCCCUCGUCAAGAACAAGUUUUUCUGCACGUUUCCUUACCCAUACAUGAAUGGGCUGCUGCACCUGGGCCACGGCUACACCUUAUGUCGCGCGGAGUUCCCAGCUCGUUAUUUCCGGCUAAGAGGUAAAAAUGUGUUGUGGCCUUUUGCGCUGCAUUGCACGGGAAUGCCAAUUCUUGCAUGCGCGGACAAACUCAAGAGAGAAAUUGAAAUGAAAAAGAAACAAGAGCUGCAGGAUAAGAAGGCGACUGCAGAGGAGGAACAGGGGCCUUCGGACCCCACAAAGUUCACCAGUGCUAAAUCCAAGCUGGUGGCAAAGACCGGAGGUUUGAAAACCCAGUGGGAGAUCAUGGCUUCCCUUGGCAUUCCUGAGGACAAAAUCGCUUGCUUUGCAGACGCAAAUUACUGGCUAGACUACUUCCCGCCUAGGUGCAAGCGAGACUUGGUGCGUCUGGGCACUGCAGUGGAUUGGCGGCGCUGCUUUAUAACCACAGACAGAAACCCUUACUAUGCAGCUUUUGUCCGCUGGCAGUUCCUCAAGCUCCUGGCUGCGGGGAAGAUAUCGUUUGGGACGCGCCCCACAGUGAUUGGCCGGCGGGAGCUGCAGGCCUGCGCUGACCAUGACCGCAUGGCUGGGGAAGGUGUGGGGCCCCAGGAGUACACCGUAAUAAAGUUGCGAGUGAAGACAGAAGAACUGGAUGUUGGCUUCGAGCCCCACGCGCAGCUGCUGCAGCAGUGGCAGCAGCACGCAAACUGCCCUUCUGCAGCGAAGCAAAUCUUCCUCGUAGCAGCCACUCUCAGGCCCGAGACCAUGUACGGACAAACCAACUGCUACGUGCUUCCCGAAGGAGAGUACGGCGUGUAUCUUGCUUUUGACAAGUGCCGUGCGAAGUCAGAUCCGGAGCAGCAGCAGCAGCAGCAGCAGCAGACGCUGCAGGAGAAGCUAGCAGCAGCAGCAGCAGCGUCGAAAGCUGCGGAUACACUCGAACACAUUAUGACCCGCGAGGAUGCGCUUGCGGAAUGCAACACAGUUUUUAUUUGCUCUCACAGAUCAGCCCUCAACAUGGCUUACCAGGGGCUGAUGCCGCUGGAGUCGAUCGGGGAUCGAUCCCAAGAGCUGCCGCGGCCUCAUUGUCUUUUUUCUGUCUCCGGAAAAAUGCUUUUGGGGCUGCCCCUCUCUGCUCCUCUUUCAGUCUAUCAAACUGUUUACGCCUUGCCCAUGCAAACCAUAUCCCUCGACAAAGGAACUGGGGUGGUGACGAGUGUGCCUUCGGACUCGCCGGAUGACUUUAUUAAUUUGGAAACGCUGAAGAACAAAAUUGAAUUUUUCGCGAAGUCCUUGGGUCUCAAGAAGGAGUGGGUGUUGCCUUUUUCGCCGGUGGAGAUAAUCGAAGUGCCAGGGCUGGGACGUCUGUGCGCGCCGACGCUGUGCAGCCAGCUGGGGGUGGGGGGCCCCAAGGACAGCGCGAAGCUGCAGCAGGCGAAGGAAGAAGCUUACCGGCGCGGGUUCUACGAGGGGGUGCUGGUGGUGGGGCCGUUUGAGGGGCUGAAGGUGCAGGAGGCGAAGCAGCUGGUGCGGCAGCAGCUGCUGCAGCAGGGGCUGGCGUGCGUCUACUUCGAACCGGAGAAGAAAGUGGUGGCCCGCAGCGGCGACGAGUGCGUGGUGGCGCUGCUGCCGCAGUGGUUCAUCAGCUACGGGGAGGCGGAGUGGCGGGAGGCGGUGGAGGCGCACCUGACCAGUGGUCACUUCGACCCCCACAGCCCCCAAACUAUGCACCAGUUCUCCUUUGUGCUUUCUUGGCUCAAAGAGUGGGCCUGCAGCAGAAGCUACGGACUCGGGACUUUCUUGCCCUGGACCACGGACACUGACGCGCCAGUCCUCAUCGAGAGCCUCAGCGACUCCACCAUCUACAUGGCCUACUACACCGGAGGAGACAUUUACGGGGACACUCCCGGGCCCCUCGGCCUCACGCCCGCAGACCUGACAGAACAAUUUUUCGACUACAUUUUCCUCCUCAGAGAUGAGCCACCCAAAGACACCAAAGUGUCCCUGGAAAACCUUAACCGGCUGCGCGCGGAGUUUUCUUACUGGUAUCCAAUGGACCUCCGUGUCAGUGGAAAAGAUUUGAUUUUCAACCACUUGACCUUUUGCCUUUACUCCCACGCGGCCAUUUGGAAAGACAGAGAAGACCUGUGGCCGAGGGGGUUCGCCUGCAACGGCAUGGUGCUGGUUGACGCCGAAAAGAUGAGCAAAAGUACUGGCAACUUUUUGACUCUUGAAGAAUCCAUAAAACAAUUUUCAGCCGACGCCACCCGCAUUGCCUUUGCAGACGCAGGAGACUCUCUAGAUGACGCAAACUUCCAAAGGGAGACAGCCAACAGCGCCAUCACUAGACUUUUCCUCCUCAAGAACCUCGCAAUGGAUUUCGCUGAGCAGAAGAUCGAGCUCAGAGAGGGCCCCAUGACGGCUGCGGACCUGCUGUUUAGGAACGAAAUUGGCCUCUGCGUCAAAGCAGCAGCAGCAGGCUAUGAAGAUCUUCAAUUUAGAGAAGCUUUAAAAGCUUCUUUUUAUGAAUUGGCAAACAAACGCGACCUGUACAGACAGCUGGUGGACAAGGACAAAAUGCACAAAGAACUCCUCAGCACCUGGCUGGAGGUGCAAGCCGUCAUUCUCUCGCCCAUCGCGCCCCACAUCAGCGAAUACAUUUGGAGUUUUGUCUUGAAGAAAAAAGGUCUUGUGGCGGACGCGGAUUGGCCUGAGCUGCCCUAUGACGCAGUGCUGCACCGAAAGUUCGAGAUUUUGUUCUCCGCCGUUGAGGAGUUCCGGCGCUGCAGGGACAAAAUGCUGCAGGCAGCAGCAGGUGGCAGGAAGAAGGGCAAGCAGCAGCAGCAGCAACAGCAGCAGCAGCAGCAGGCCCCGCAGCUCACGCACGCAGUUGUCUACGUUGCCAAAGAAUACAACCCGCUGCAGCAGCAGGUGCUGACCGUGCUGCAGCGAAUCCCCCUUGUCAAGGGCCCCCAGGGCGAAAUGGAGGCCCCCCCGGACUUCAUGGAUUAUCUCAAGGGGGCCCCUGAGCUUCAGGAAAUGGACAAGAACCAAAAGAAGGACGCAAUGGCCUUUGCUUCGUAUCAGAUGCGGGAUGAGCUAAAGGCUUGUGGACCCUCUGCGCUGAACUUGCGUCUACCCUUUAGCGAAAUAGAACUGCUGGAGACCCACAAGCAGUUCCUGCUGAGCGCACUGGAUCUGAAGUCAAUUGAAUUCAGAAACGCCGACGACCCCAGCCCAGCAGACAACUCAAACUGCCGGGCCCAAGCGAAGCCCGCAAAACCCUCAAUAUUUUUCGCUGCUGCUGCAUGCAGCUAG